Mercenaria mercenaria is the source of this 2498-nucleotide messenger RNA. RefSeq names its product monocarboxylate transporter 12-B-like. NCBI's taxonomy places the organism in Eukaryota, Metazoa, Mollusca, Bivalvia, Venerida, Veneridae. Bases 134 to 1735 code for a protein of 533 amino acids. The transcript has 7 exons. The record is from RefSeq and is a predicted model, not a curated record. Gene Ontology annotation, biological process: transmembrane transport; monocarboxylic acid transport. Gene Ontology annotation, molecular function: monocarboxylic acid transmembrane transporter activity.
CGGAGGUGUUUAGGCUCUGCAGUUUUAUCUUAAUGGGCAAAUUCAACCAUGAAGUAUCACUGUAUAUUGAAAACAUCGUUUUUACGUUAUAUAAACCUUUGAAACAAUCAUUAAAUCGUCCCGGAUAUACAAAAUGGAUUCAGUUGACAAAAACUGGUCAUGGAUGGUUCUGUUUGGGGCGUUUCUUGCCAACCUUCUAGCUGGAGGUAUUGUGUUCAGCUUUGGUAUACUGUACACAGAUUUUAUAGAUCGAUUGGAAACUGAGGCUCUGGAAACUGCUGUCAUUGGUGCCAUAGCGUUUGCUUGUUUCUGUUUUGUGGCACCGUUUUCGAGGGCAAUGGCACUGAAGCUAGGAUACAGAUUCGUGACAGUAAUUGGUGCUGUCAUCGCAUUCAUUGGGCUGCUUUUAGGAUGUUUUGCACCUUCUAUUCAUUAUUACUACGUCUUUUUUGGAGUGCUAGUAGGCUGUGGUUACGGAAUGAUUUCAAUCGCUACAUUCGUAGCGGUUGAGGACUAUUUUCAGCAGGGCGGAACGAUCGCAUUGACUUUGGCGUCAUGUGGUUUUCCAGUCGGUGUAUUCAUACUUCCAUUAGUAACAAGAGCUCUUUUAGAUACAUACUCCUUCUUCGGAACCUUUUUGAUUCUAUCAGCUUUAAUGCUGAACUGUAUUGUGUGUGGAUUACUAUUUAAACCACUUGUGAAAAAUGUUAUUCUCGAUAGAGAUAAGAACACGUACAAACAAAUGGUAAAUCCUGUUGAAGACAAAAAUAUGGACUUAGAAGCAGCAGGCCAAAGUUCUCCGAGUGAAGAGGAACCUGAAGAUGAAGAAAUACCCAAAGACGAGAAAAAGAAAAUAAAUGGACACAGAGCUCCAAGAUAUAAAACUACAGAAGAAACUAUAAUCAUACCCAUAACUUCACCAAUCAGAUUUGAUAACGCUAUGUCCGCCGAACUGGAGGAAGACUCAUCUACUGAAGAUGAAGAAGAACCGCCAAAAGAGAAAGCAAAAGAAAAUAAACCUGUUCCUGAAGAACCUGUUGAAGUUACUGCUGAAAUUGAGGACACAACGCAGCCGGAUGAACCAGUAGCAGAAAGUAAAGAAGAUACGACAAAGCCUUUGCUAAAUGUUAUUGUAGGUGUUGACGAUGGCAAAAUGUUGUGUGACGCAAAAAUUAUUCUUUAUUUGAUUGGGUCAGUUUUGUUUUCAGUUGGAUUUGGAAUUCCAAUCUGUUUCUACCCUGACGUGUCCAGAGAGUAUGGAUAUUCCAACUCCAAAGCAGAGUGGACAUUAUCAUUACUCGGUCUUGGAUCUUGUGUCGGUAUAAUCUUUGCUGGGUUUAUCAGGCGGAUUCUUGCAGACAAACUCGAACGUAGAUCUACAGUGCUUGUUUUCAUUUCAAUGUUGUUAUCUGGCUUGGUCAUAGGCUUUGUACAUUAUUUCACAACUUAUGGAGUUUUGGUCCUUAGCGCAUUUCUCUUUGGUAUAUUUUGCGCCGUUUUCUAUUUCUUGAGAAGACAUGUUAUCAAUGAAAUAGUAUCCGAAGAUUACAACCUAGCCGCAUAUUACCUCAGUUACUGGAUAUGCGGUUUUGGAUACGUGAUUGGUAUUCCAGUAGCAGCAUGGCUAAAGGAAAGACACGAUACGUAUACAUGGUCAUUCGUAAUGGCUGCUGUUUGUUUUAGUGUUAGCGGACUGUUUUUGUUCCCGUUAAUCUUCAUAAAAAGAAGACAUUGAAGUUAAUCGUUUGGAGACGGCGAGCCACAAAAUGGAGACAACGCAUUUCAAUACUGGCAGAGAUUAAGACGAUUGAUAUGUCAUAAUAGCUUUUAGUGUAUAAAUGCUUCUAUAUUUGCGAAUUCUAGGAUAUGCAUACAUUAUAUCUGUUAAACACUAUCUAAUGUAAUUUAGGCUUUUUAUUUCAUAAAUCAUUGUGGCGGUUUCAUUUUGACGAACCGCCAUGGCGACUUUCAAAUAUAAAGUGCGGCGCCGUUUCAGCAAAUUUUUUAAAAAGAUGAACUUUCUAAAAAAUAUAGUAUUUAGAUAUAAACACUGAGUCAGUUGGUUCUUUACUUAUUUUAUAUGAAAGGGAAUACCGCCAAAAAUUAACCACCGGGAAUUAUCUUCAUUUUAUUAGGUAUACCAGAACAUUCUGUAAAAUACUUAAUAUAUAAUAUACAAACAUUAAAAUAUCUAUUCCUUAACUUGAUCUUAAACUUGGGAGGACUUGCCUUCUUGAAAACACAUUGUUAACUUGAUAUAAACUUCUUCUGUAUAUAGAAGAUAAAUAGGUGGCAUUUAGAAUGGCCUAAAGCCUUCCAGAAGCCAGUAUACACUUUAACAAUUUAACAAUUUUAAAACGAUUUUCUUAUCAUUUCUGACUAAAACAUGUGACCAAGAGUCGCAGUUCGAUAUAUGAACAUCAAAACUUUAUGUAUAAACUUGUUGUAUAUUAUUGAAUUCGUAUAACACACUACUGAUUAAUAACAUGUAAAUGUAG